UGUGCAGUUAGGCAAGGGACUGUGUGACCUUCCCCCACAAUGCAUCCGUUCUGGACUAUAACAGUUCCCAGCGCCUAAACUUGACUGACGUGACAGAGGCAGUAAAUCUGGGGAAUAACUUUUUUUUAUGUUAAUUUUUUUUUAUUAUUAUAAAUAUAUUUCUUCAAAGAUGGCCAGUUUAAUUUCAUGUGGCGCUGGAUUUUUUGCGAAAACACUGGGGCUCCUGAGCAGCCGAUCUCUUGCAAGGUGCACCUGUGUGUGCCCAGCAGUGAGAGAGGUUUCUUUCAGCACAAGCUCAGGAGGACCCCCAAAAAGACCACUGACUGGUUAUCUUCGAUAUGCAGUACAGCAACGGCCUGCAGUGGCAAAACAGUAUCCAGAUGUGAGAUUUGUGGAAAUAACGAAAAAGAUUGCACAAGAGUGGAGAUUGCUGUCACCUGAACAAAAAAAGCCAUAUCAGGAGGCUGCACUUGCAGCGAGGCAGGUAUAUAAAGAAGAGAUGACAAAAUUCAAAGAACAGCUAACGCCUGCCCAUGCAGCAGCGCUGAAAGAAGAGAAGAGGCAGAAAAUGGCCAGGAGAAGGGCAAUAAGGAAAAAGCGGGAGCUUACAAUGUUAGGCAAGCCCAAACGACUAAGAUCUGCAUUUAACAUCUUUAUGUCUGAACACUUUCAAGAAGCUACAGGAGAAUCAACGCAGGCCAAGAUGAAGAACUUGUUUGAAGACUGGAGUAAACUGCGUACUGCACAAAAAGAGGUCUACAUGCAACUUGCAGAAGACGAUAAAAUCCGGUAUAAAAAUGAAAUGAAGUCGUGGGAAGAACACAUGGUUGAGGUGGGGCGUGAAGACCUCAUUCGCAACAGGAAGAAGACGAAACCCAAGAAUUCGGUAAAAGCAAAAGGAAAUAAAACCAAGAUCAAAGUGGUUUCAGAAAGCAAUGGCACUGAAACGCCUGCAAGCACACCUGGUACUAGAGAGUCAACCAGCAGGGCUAAGAAGACUGAGGAGUAACAGCGAAGAGCAUGGAUUCUACUGAUUUCAGAAUCCCUCCAGAUAUUGCCACCCUUCAGAUACAUACUGUAUUUAAACCUUGUGUAUAUAUUGUUAGCACUUACUGUGCUGGGAAAAGUAAAUGAUCCUCAUGAAGCUGUGAAAAGUUACAUGCUGAACAGGAAGGUCCCUUGCCUGUUUCAAAUCAUGCUUGUGUUCUUUAAAACAAAAAGAUAAAACAUUAUCAACAACUAA
Polyodon spathula (Mississippi paddlefish) is the source of this 1243-nucleotide messenger RNA. Its product is annotated as transcription factor A, mitochondrial-like. The record is from RefSeq and is a predicted model, not a curated record. The coding region runs from base 128 to 1009 and encodes 293 amino acids. Gene Ontology annotation, molecular function: transcription cis-regulatory region binding. The transcript has 7 exons. NCBI's taxonomy places the organism in Eukaryota, Metazoa, Chordata, Actinopteri, Acipenseriformes, Polyodontidae.